Molecule: messenger RNA, 337 nt
Organism: Guyanagaster necrorhizus
Lineage: Eukaryota; Fungi; Basidiomycota; Agaricomycetes; Agaricales; Physalacriaceae
Exons: 3
Coding region: 104-286 (60 amino acids)
Source: RefSeq, a predicted model, not a curated record
CUCCACUUUAGGAGACAGGCUACGUCUUGUCGUAUAAAGGGUCAGACCUAGGUACUUGAAACGCAAGGCUGCCGUCCUUUUCCUUUUCUAUCAGAGUGAUACGAUGCCUAAAUUCGUCACCCAGCUUAACAAUUACUUCCAGGCUAGGGGCGACACGAGCGUUUUGAGUUAUCAAGAGUCGGUCGUCGGGCCCUCCGACAGAGCUGAGUGGACCGUUGUUUGCAAAGGUUGGACCUCUCUCCUUAACACGCACAUCACUCACGAGGGGGCAACUAGUGUCUGGUGAAAUUAAAGGGAUGGGGGUGGGCCCUUCCAAAUCUGCUGCUAAGGAAAUUGC